AGGCUAUGGCUAUAGUCAUGAAAGAUCUCUUAAAAAUCCGACCAACGGAAGUAAUCAACAAUUUUAAGCCAUUGACUUAGUACAAAUAGUGGAGACUAGACUAUGAUCUUCCUUCAAAUAGUAAUAACAAUCGUCAUUGUUAAUUUCUAUGCUGACUGCUUGACAAACUUAAAACAUUUCGAGACAUUUAGUGAGAUUAGUGUUACCACUCGAGUCAAAAGAUUCAGCGGAAGCGCAGUACUGACCAAGGACGUAAGCUUUACAAUGUUUGGAAGAGAUUUCCAUUUGAGUUUAAAGUCUGGUGCAUCUGUGUUGACCAGUGACUUCCAAGCGUAUAUUGUGGAUCCUGACGGAAGAAAGGAGUCUUACAGAGUUGACCAGAGUAGAUUGUAUACAGGAAUCCUUCAAGGUAAAUCCAGCACCUAUGUGAAUGCCUAUGUUGUGGAUGACUUAUGGUCUAUAAAUAUACUUGAUGAUAACGAGACAUUUGCUGUAGAGCCUGCAAAUCUUUUGUUGAAUGAAUCAGAAAAUCCAAGCAACCAUUUGUUUGUGGCUUACAGAAUUUCAGACUUUAAACAAGAGUUUGGAGAGUGUGGCUUUGAAUUACCGGUACUUAGUGAUUAUGAAGGCUUAAAGUAUAACAGUACAUACAGACUGACAGAUCAUGAAGGUAACAGCAGUCGACCUAGACGUCAUGCUAAAGAGCAGGUGUGUGAGCUGUGCCUUGUGGGGGAUUAUAGUUUAUAUGAUGGCCGCUGUAAAAAGAAUCAUGCUAUUUGUUUUUCUAUGCUGAUUAAUUUUGUAGAGUUUGCUGAUGAAGUCUAUACAUCCUCCAUCUUUAUUGAUUCACAAGACGGCUACCUCAAAUUGGGUGUUCAGGUGAAGCUGAUCUUACUGUAUUCGACAGCAACUAAAAAAUCAAGCUCCUUUAAUGUUCCACAUUUCAAUGAGCCCGAAAUGACCUGGACUCCAGAAACCUUUUUGGAUUCUGUCUCAUUCUACAUGGCCAUGGAGAAAAGACAAUUGUGCCACACCCAUAUCUUCACCAGCUAUGCCAUGCCUGAACAUGUCUUAGGCUUGUCCUAUCUUUUAGGCUUUUGUAGCAAGCCUACGACAAAAGGUUUGCUAUCAACAGCAUUCUCUUCAAGUAAAGACAUUAUAGUGGGUCAUGUUACUAGCUUACAAUUCAAUUUAGUUUUCAUUCACGGUCACAAUUUGGGAAGUUAUCAUGACCCAGUCACUGAAGAGUGUGCGCCAGAAGAUUCUAGUGGUGGCAAGUAUGUGAUGUGGCAACGGAGCGUCAUGGGUACACAAUCCAACCACAAGAAAUUCUCCCCUUGUUCUUUAAAAGCUAUAGGAAGAGCAGCAGAAGAUUACAAUUGUUUGGUUGAGAGAAGCUCAAUGGAAUCCCUCUGUGGUAAUGCGGUUGUGGAGAAAGGUGAGCAGUGUGAUGCAGGGGCUGAAGGAACCACAGGAACUGAUCCUUGCUGCUCUGCUUCCUGCGAAUUCAAACCACAAGCAAUUUGUAGUGACAUUAACGAUGGAUGCUGCCAAAAUUGUCAGGUAGCACCAAACACUAGCAGCUGUUUGGUGUCUGUUGUUAAUGACUGCAAAAUUGACAGCUAUUGCAAUGGCCAAAGUAAGGUGUGUCCACCUCAAGGUAUACUUCCGGACUGGACACCUUGUUACAAUGACGGUGCUUGUCAUGAUGGAAACUGCUUCGGCUACUGUGAAAUGAAAUCAUUAGUCAUGAAUUUGUCCUUGAAAGUCUGCUUGUGUCAAGGAGAUCUUCAUGCAUGUCAGAGGUGUUGUUACGAUGAUUCUAACCCACAGAAUCCUGGCCCUUGUGUCAACCACUCGGAAUCUAGUAUGCCAGAUGGUAUGCACUGCUAUCGAGGAUUUUGCCAGGACGGUGUGUGUGAGGUGUACCAGAGUAAAGUCAGGAGUAUUUACUCCUACAUUAUUUCAUUAAGGACCUCUGAACUUGUCAAGUUUAUGAGAACCAACAUAGUAUUAACUGUCAUGAUUCUGUCCAUCUUUAUUUGGGUGCCUUCAUCUUACCUAAUUGCUCGUUGGGAUAGGAAGUGGGCUGAGGAAGAAGAAGAUGAAGACUUCAGAUUCCGCCAUGCCCCAAGUGAUCAAUGGUAUGACAGAAGAGUUAGUAGUUCAUUGGAGACUUGCCUUUUUUAUAAUACAGAUAAACGAAAAAGUGCCAGCAUUAAACCUAUCCUUAGAAAGGAACAUAGUUUUUCCAGUGAUGAGAACUCUGAAGAAUGUUUAGACCCUGUAAGGAAAGUUUCAUUUUCACACAAACUUCGCUUUGCGCAUUUCGCAGAGGAUGUGGAAUAAAUGGCGAGAGACAAAACAAAAACAUAAUUAUCUAAUAAAUAAAACUCAGAAUGUUACUUUGCUUCUUAACAUUGAUUAGAAUCCAGUUAAUUUGUUACAAAAUCUUUUGCUAGUUUUAAACAAAUUUGCAUGACUUGUCUUAGUUGCCAUUAAACCUUCCUGUUGCUAUUAUUAUCAUAGACUUGAUAUCAAAUGAUAGGCUUCAUAUCAUUUAUAAUUUGUAUUUGUGUCGCUUAGACUUUGUUCUACUUUGAUUAUUGUUACACCCUAACACAUAUGUUGUCAUUAUACAUACAAUGUUUCAGGAAUUCUAAAGUCAAAAUAAAUUGUGUAAAAAGAUGAAAAA
Molecule: messenger RNA, 2695 nt
Organism: Biomphalaria glabrata
Lineage: Eukaryota; Metazoa; Mollusca; Gastropoda; Planorbidae
Product: ADAM 17-like protease
Exons: 23
Coding region: 103-2349 (748 amino acids)
Biological process (GO): Notch signaling pathway; membrane protein ectodomain proteolysis
Cellular component (GO): plasma membrane
Molecular function (GO): metalloendopeptidase activity
Source: RefSeq, a predicted model, not a curated record